AUUGAGCUGCGCAUUGGGCAGUAGUACACAGUCGACGUCAUCGGGCCUUCCGUUGUGUGAUAUCCAUUAUUCUAAUUUAUGAUGUCUGGUUGUGUUGCUGUCUAACGAACAGGUACGUGAAGUAUUUUUAAAAUUAAAACUAAAAAAAUAUACGUAUAUUAUUAAAUAAUAGUGUAGACAAAACUAGAUCAAUAAGACAUGCCGGUUAAAGUUGCCUGGAAUUGUUGGCAACGCCAUAUGUAAUCGAUUCUCCGUUAUCUUUUCACUGUUCUCGGUUCCUAGCCUUUCAUUUAACCUGGAAAUAACACCAAAAAAUUUACUCCGAUCAUUUUAAACUGCUAAGCGAUGUUUCGAUUUUUAUCUGUUAGAUGGCUUUUUGUUUUAAUUUAAUAUUAGAAACGGAAAAUAUUACCCCGUAACGUUACUUAAUUGGAAAUGAAUUUUUUAAAGUUAUCGACAAGGUCGGGUCCACAUAUACGUGUUUUUUAUUGAGUCUAUGCGAGAACACUAUAGCCUAUUGUGCUCUCCCCUUUAAUCCCGUAUUGCGUUUCUUCUUACACACCGUGUACUGUGAAAAAUGACGAAAUGAUGAAAGUUACUACCUUUAGAAGCAAGUUCUAUUUUAGAUAUUUGGUCGUUUUUUUAACCAUCGGUUCUAUUUUAUAUUUGCUUUUAUAUUCGUCAGAAAAGGUGAAUGUUCCUUUCCAUUCUUCAGAAGAAACUGUGAAUAAAAAUUAUACUAUUUUGAUAUGGGAACAUGGAAAGAGGAUGCUGAGGAGAUUUUUCUAUUCUUACGGGAAGACUGAGCUCGAUCCUUUCUUAAAUUGCUCUGUGAGAAACUGUGAAGUGACAAUUCAUCACGAAGACUUGAGCAGGAGUGAUGCUGUUAUGUUUCACUUGCAUCAAACAAAAGGACCCCAUACUUUACCUAAAUUGCGAUUACCUAAUCAAAUAUGGAUAUUUUUUACGGAUGAAUCUCCAUUACACACCUUUCUUCUUACUCGAAAGUAUUCGAUGAAGGAUUAUAACGGGUAUUUUAACUGGAGCAUGACUUAUCGUGAAGAUUCGGAUGUUCCUGCUCCUUACGGAAGGACGAUUAGGUUAACGGAUGAAGAACGUCGAAACUUACCGCCGUUGCCAAAUUUUUUCAAGCAGAACCACCGCUUGGUGUCAAUUUUGGGGAGUAAUUGUGGAGGUCAAAAUCGUAGGUGGCAUUACGUCCGCGAGUUAAAAAAAUACUUGCAGGUAGAUGUGUACGGAGGAUGCGGAAAUUUGAAGUGCCCUGGACAUUUUACGAAAGAUUGUGAACCGAUGAAAAAUUAUAAAUUUUAUCUAGCAUUCGAAAAUUCAGACUGCAGGGAAUACAUUACGGAAAAACUCUGGUGGAAUGCUUAUCACAAGAAUGCUGUACCUGUGGUUAUGGGUGCACCCAAAGAGGACUACGUGAAAUUGUGCCCGCCGAAUUCUUUUCUGCACGUAGACGAUUUUGCUUCUCCACUAGAAUUAUCCAAAACUUUACUAUAUCUGUCUUCUAAUGAAACUGCUUAUAAUAAAUUAUUUGAAUGGAAAAAAGAAUAUCGCGUUUCAAACGAACACGGUUACUUAGGUUCUCCAUCUUUGCAUGUUUGUAGAAUGUGCGAAACUUUAAACAAUCCUAAAAAAAUUCCUAAAGUUUAUAAUAAACUAGAAGACUUUUGGAAUCCUACAAAAGAUUGCCGUCCACCAAAUUGGCAAAUUUGAAAUGUGGAUAUUCGUUGCCACAGCUUCCCU
Centruroides sculpturatus (bark scorpion) is the source of this 1770-nucleotide messenger RNA. Its product is annotated as glycoprotein 3-alpha-L-fucosyltransferase A-like. NCBI's taxonomy places the organism in Eukaryota, Metazoa, Arthropoda, Arachnida, Scorpiones, Buthidae. The transcript is spliced from 2 exons. Gene Ontology annotation, cellular component: membrane. The coding region runs from base 586 to 1740 and encodes 384 amino acids. The record is from RefSeq and is a predicted model, not a curated record. Gene Ontology annotation, molecular function: alpha-(1->3)-fucosyltransferase activity.